Brachypodium distachyon (stiff brome) is the source of this 1235-nucleotide messenger RNA. RefSeq names its product derlin-1. Gene Ontology annotation, biological process: endoplasmic reticulum unfolded protein response. Gene Ontology annotation, molecular function: misfolded protein binding; ubiquitin-specific protease binding. Lineage: Eukaryota; Viridiplantae; Streptophyta; Magnoliopsida; Poales; Poaceae. The record is from RefSeq and is a predicted model, not a curated record. The coding region runs from base 154 to 876 and encodes 240 amino acids. The transcript is spliced from 7 exons. Gene Ontology annotation, cellular component: Hrd1p ubiquitin ligase ERAD-L complex; endoplasmic reticulum membrane.
GCCCAGCGACCUCCGCCUUCAUUCCCCUUCUUCUUGAGUUCUCCGGUUCUCCCCCUGCGAGCACCACACCGACGACAAGGAGAAGGGAAGCCACCACGAACAAGAGAGAGGCCGAGGUUUGGUGUUUCCGAAUCGUUCGCCGCGCUCGGCGAGAUGUCUUCCCCCGCAGAGUACUACAAUUCACUGCCACCAAUAAGCAAGGCAUAUGGGACAUUGUGUUUCUUCACCACAGUGCUGGUUCAGCUCCAGAUACUGGACCCAACCCUUAUUUUCUUAGAUUAUCCCUUUGUGUUCAAGCGCUUUCAGAUAUGGAGGCUAUUUACAAGCUUCUUUUUCCUUGGCAAGUUCUCCAUCAACUUUGGUAUUCGCCUUCUGAUGAUAGCAAGAUACGGAGUGCAGUUGGAGAAGGGUUCAUUUGAGAAGCGGACAGCUGAUUUCCUGUGGAUGAUGAUAUUCGGUGCAAUCUCGCUAUUGGUAUUGUCUGCUAUUCCCUAUCUGCAGACUGCUUUCUUGGGUGUUCCUAUGGUUAGCAUGCUUCUCUAUGUCUGGAGCAGAGAGUAUCCAAAUUCUCAGAUAAGCAUGUAUGGCCUCGUACAGUUGAGGUCCUUCUAUCUACCAUGGGCUAUGCUUGCAUUGGAUGUGGUAUUUGGCUCCAAAAUACUACCUGGUCUUCUGGGUAUUAUGGUUGGGCAUCUGUACUACUUCUUUGCAGUGUUGCAUCCACUGGCCAGUGGAAAGAACUACCUCAAGACUCCCGUAUGGGUACACAGGAUUGUUGCUCGAUUCAGGUUUGGAGUGCAGGCAAACUCUCCAGUCCGACCCACCAACACCGGCCCUAGUGCCUUCAGAGGAAGAAGCUACAGGCUCAGUCAAUAGACUUGGCUUAGAGGAGAUGGACAAAUGCCCUAUGCUGCGACACAGGGCGAUGUAGAAGAAACAUGAACAAGUUAACCCUGACUCAAUCUAGGAAUCUGGAGUUGGAUUUACUACCUCACCGAAGAAUGUUAUGUAAAUGCUCUCAUCGAAUCUCUGCCGAUGUACACUCAUGCAUUGUACCAAGGACUGACAGCUGCCUGUCUUUGCCCUUGCCAUUUUCUCCCGAUGAAAAGAUGCCUGCUUGCACUCUUGCUUGCUUACACUCAUGAAGUAAUGCCUUGGGCUGGCAUGUGUCAUACUGUACUAAUUUUGUAUAUGGGCCGUUAACUGGUGACGUUUACAUAGCACUACUCCCAUCA